Schistocerca serialis cubense is the source of this 3098-nucleotide messenger RNA. RefSeq names its product protein Skeletor, isoforms B/C. The transcript has 14 exons. Bases 143 to 2242 code for a protein of 699 amino acids. The record is from RefSeq and is a predicted model, not a curated record. Lineage: Eukaryota; Metazoa; Arthropoda; Insecta; Orthoptera; Acrididae.
CUCCAGUGCGCGACGACACACAUGCAGCGCGACCACCGCCGCCGGCACCGCCACCGCCGCUGCUAGCGCCCGCGCACAAGCACCCACAACCACACACUCUCUCUCACAAACACACACGCACCGAACCGCCGGCCCGCCCGCCAUGGAGCGGCCGCUUGCUUUCGCCGCCGCCAUCUUGGCGCUCACAUUACCCUACGGAGUGCCCGCGGCGUCCCGUGGCAGCAGCAACUACUACGGCAAACUCAUCGGCCCCCUGACCGAGUACGCACACGGCAUCCGAGGCACCGCGUACGCCGUCGACGAGUCCACGAUCUUCAUCAAGGGCUUCUCCUACGACGGCACCGGCCCAGACGCGUUCUUCUGGGUCGGCAACACGUCCAGACCUUCGCCUGACGGCUACAUCGUACCAUACCCAGAUGACUACAAAGGCAGAGAGCCUCCAAUGCUGAAGGCUUACAACAACACGGACGUGAUCCUGAGGCUGCCCGGGGGCAAGCGGAUCCGCGACAUCAAGUGGCUGAGCGUCUGGUGCCGGCGGUUCACGGUGAACUUCGGCGAGGUGUUCAUCCCUCUGGGACUGGAGGUGCCCAAGGCGCGUGUCCUGCCCGAGUUCAAGCGGCUGGCGCACGGCCUGCGCUCGGGCAACAUCAGCGUGCUCGACGCCAAGACCUUCUACAUCCCCAACCUGCACUACGACGGCGCCGGGCCCGACGCCUACUUCUGGGUCGGCAACGGCACCGAGCCCAGCCCGCUCGGCAUCAAGGUGCCCAACGAGAUAGGCAGCCUGGACCCGCUGCGCGGCUACCAGGGUGAGGACAUCGAGAUCCAGCUGCCGGGCAACCUGACGGUGUACGACAUCGACUGGCUGGCGGUGUGGUGCGUGCAGUACCGCCACAACUUCGGGCACGUGCUCAUCCCCAAGGACCUGGACGUGCCGCCGGCGCUGGGGCAGACCAAGAUCACUACGAGCAGCACGGCGCCAGCGCCCGGCGACGUGGAGGAGGUGGGCUCGGGCAACUGCCGGCAGCUGCUGGGCGACCGCCUGCAGGUGCGCUGGCAGAUGAUGGCCGACGGCGUGCAGGUGCAGCUGGACGCGCGCAUCCGCGAGGACCAGUACGUCGCCUUCGGGCUCAGCGGCGAGCAGGGCAGGUCGACCAUGGUGGGCGGCGACGUGGUGGUGGCGUUCUACGACGCGUCGACGGGCCAGUUCCGCGCCGACGACUACUACAUGUCGGCGACGGCGCAGUGCGACGGCCAGAACGGCGUCUGCCCCGACGAGCGACUGGGCGGCCGCAACGACGUCGUCGUCGUCUCGGGCCGACGGACUCGCGGCGUCACCACCGUCGUCUACAAGCGACCUCUGCGUACCAACGAGCCAGUACACGACCGUGCCAUCCCGUCGCAGGGCGCGGUCUCCGUCAUCGCUGCAAUCGGGCCACUGAACACGCGCAAAGAAGCCAAUGCGCAUGCGCCCACGGACAAGACCGCAGAUGACAUACGGAUUGACUUCAGCAGCCGUGAUGAUAACGACUGCGUGAUAUCCCCAUCAGAUGUGACAGAAGCACCUACCAUCCAACCCUGGCCAGUCGAAAAAAUCCUGGGAGAAACACAAUUCACGGCGCGCAUCGGGCCCACUGGUGGGAAGCGAGGUUACACCCCAAUCACAGGACAUCCUUCAUGGGGAAUUGCAUGGUACAUAAAUGACCGCCUCAUACCAGAAAUAACAGUUGAGAGAGGUCAGACAUACACCUUUAUGGUAGAAGGAGGUAAUGAUCGCACAAAUCCUGCACGUUACCAUCCCUUCUACAUAACUGACAGUGAUGAGGGUGGUUUUGGCCAAAAGUCGGAAGAGGAUCAGAAAGAGCAGAGAGUUUUUGCAGGUGUUGGCUAUGAUGCAGAGGGAUAUCCAUAUCCCACGGCAGCUGGACGUUACUGUGAAUGGACACACAAAACCAUUGAUAAAUCAGCGGAGACAGAAACAUUUGAAGAAUUCCUAAAAACAUUGAGACUAGUGUGUGAUGAUGGUGCACCAGCUUACCUCAACUGGACUGUUGAUGAGGAAACACCAGACUUGGUUUACUAUCAGUGUUACACCCACAAUAACUUGGGCUGGAAGAUACAUGUCGUGGAUCGAGGACGGUGGUCACAACAAAAUGGUACAAAUUCAGGCACUGUGGUAGUGCCAUCUCUGGUCCUUCUGAUAGCUGUUCUGCUGAACACCAUUCUGCUCUUUCAGAGAUGAAACAUAGACAAUAUGUUUGACAAUAAGAUAUUUGCAUUUGUAUUUUUUUAGGGUGAGUUGUAACCAAUUUUUAAUUUUUCUACAUCCAUGAACAUAAAUUUGCAUUUACGCACAGAAUGAGAUUGUGUCAUGGUGAUUGAUAUGAAGUUAAGAAAUUGCACAAACCAUCAGUAAAGUAACUGGACAUUUGUUAGUUACUCUCUAUCUUGGAGGAAGUUAAUGACUUGUGAUAGAAGUUGGGUUUUCCUCUAGAUUAACUGUGCAUGUGCUAAAAGAGGGUCCAUUGCACUUUUAAAAAGAAAUUCCAAUCCUGUGUGAAAUGAGUGAAUGAGCCAUGAUACUUUUGCACUUAGUGAAGGUGAUGCAUGGAGACAAUUACUUAAUUUUAAAGAUCCAAAGUAAUUUAAGCUUUGAGAUAUAUGCUUUCGGGUAUCUCAGUAUUCUAGAGCUAUGUACAGUUCUGUUUCAUUCUUUCAUAUGUUUUUGUAUGUGUAUUAACACAUUUUUUCCCACACAUGUUUAAGCAAUGUGCACAGAUUCUGAAAUCCAGGAGAAUUGUUUCAGAAGUAUACUACAGAGAUGUAAGUUUCUGCUGAGUACUGUUUGCAUCAUAUCAAAAUGCAUGAUGUUGCAAAUGAAAAUUCAGUUAUUGAACUUCCAAUAUUCCAGUGUUUGUCAUUCAGAUAGCAGUGCAGGCCACUUCAAGUAGCACAUUAUUUGUCUCCUUAUAGUUUUUAAGCUUCUGUACAAAUAAAUAUUUGUACACAAAAAUUUAUGUGAGUUUGUUCUAGAGGAAAGUAGCCCUUCGAAAAAAACGAAACUGGAUGUAGUAAACUUCUAUUUAUGCAAAAAAAAA